Molecule: messenger RNA, 4903 nt
Organism: Python bivittatus (Burmese python)
Lineage: Eukaryota; Metazoa; Chordata; Lepidosauria; Squamata; Pythonidae
Product: L-threonine 3-dehydrogenase, mitochondrial-like
Biological process (GO): L-threonine catabolic process
Molecular function (GO): L-threonine 3-dehydrogenase activity
Source: RefSeq, a predicted model, not a curated record
GCUUUUUUUUUUUUGCACUGAAUUGAAAGCAAAUAUUUUUUCUAUCUGUAAUAUAAAACGUUAUAUGUUAAGUGAGGCAGAAAGAAAAUGUAACUAGGAGAACUUUAGUCGUUUUCCUGAAACAGUUUAGGCUUGGUUCUUUUAUUGAUUUGCAAGAUGCUACAUUAAUAUUAAAGUUAGCUAAGUGCUUUGUGUGUGUUUUGGGGGAUAUUCUAAACUUAAUGAAUUCUGACCAAAAUUCUAGUUAUAGUAUCUAAAGAUGGUUGUUUGUAUUUUUUUUUCUUUUUCUUUUUAACCUGUGAAUUGUAACCCAUCCAGAGAUGCUGUGGAGACAGGAGUCUCCAAAUUGAAUUAUUAUGUUUAUAAUUAUGGUUAUGAUUAUUAGCCUUUCAAAUGUUAGAAAGUGAUUUCUUUGGGUUUUUUGUUUCAUUAGCAAAGGAGGGAGAAAAAUUCUGUAAUUUCAUCAAUAGCUGGAGUUUGUAAUUGAACUUCCUAACUUCUGUGUUAGCUUGACAAAGAAUAGCUAGGACAAUCUUAAUUCUGGCUGAUUCUAAAUAGCUAUAAAUAACGUGGCAUAAUUAGUCACCAAAACAGUGAAUAAUAUAAUAGUCUGUUUUCCGAGCUCUCUUACAGUGAAAUCAAUAGUAAAUUGUGCUAAAGUUGUAUGUUUGGCUGUGAGCUGAAUAGCAGGAUUUAAUUUUGGUUUGUGGUAUCUGGAAGAUUAUGUACUUUCGCAGCGCUGAAUUGGAGACUAUAUGAAUUUAGUGGACACUUGAAAAAUGCCUGUGAUCAGGAAUUUGAGCCAUGCUUUCAAGCAUCUGUUGAACAAACCUGGCUGUGGUUGUCAGGUUGCUCUUGUGCCUGUCAGAUGUCUUGGUAUCUCACCCCGGCAGGUGCCAUCAGAUGCCAGCUUUCAUUCAGUAUCUUUUUCAGAAACUGAUCAUCCACGGGUAUUAAUUACAGGGGGACUAGGCCAGCUUGGAGUAGGACUUGCUAAGUUGUUAAGAAAACGCUUUGGAAAGAACAAUGUGAUUUUGUCAGAUAUUAGAAAGCCCCCUGAUAGUGUCUUCUAUAGUGGUCCUUUCAUCUACUCUGAUAUUUUGGAUUACAAGAAUCUUCGUGAGAUAGUGGUGAACAACAGGAUUACUUGGCUAUUUCAUUACAGUGCUUUGCUCAGUGCAGUUGGAGAAGCCAACGUCCCUUUGGCAAGAUCUGUGAAUAUCACUGGUAUCUCUCAACGACUGCACAACAUUCUUGAUAUAGCUGCUGAGCAUAGUUUGAGACUCUUUGUUCCCAGCACAAUUGGGGCUUUUGGACCAACUUCCCCUAGGAAUCCAACUCCUGAUCUCUGCAUCCAAAGGCCAAGGACAAUCUAUGGAGUCUCUAAGGUUCAUGCCGAACUUAUGGGAGAGUACUAUCAUUAUAGGUAUGGGCUAGAUUUCCGGUGUCUAAGGUAUCCUGGCAUUAUCUCAGCUGAUUCCCAGCCAGGUGGAGGAACAACUGAUUAUGCUGUCCAAAUUUUCCAUGAUGCUAUCAAGACUGGAAAGUUCCAAUGCAAUCUUAAACCAGAUACCUGCUUGCCAAUGAUGUAUAUUGAUGACUGCCUUAGAGCUUCUUUGGAGAUCAUGGAAACACCUGCCGAGCAGCUGAGCAUGAGGACUUACAACAUCAGUGCCAUGAGUUUUACACCUGAGGAGCUGGUUCAAGAGGUCCAGAAGCAUAUUCCAGAACUUGAAGUUGUCUACAACGUAGAUCCUGUUAGGCAAGCCAUUGCUGACAGUUGGCCAAUGAUUUUGGAUGACAACAAUGCUCGUGAAGAUUGGGGAUGGAAACAUGAUUUCGAUCUUCCAGAUCUGGUGACCACCAUGUUCAACUUCCUUAGCUCUGUCCGUUCCAUUUCCAGAGUUGCUCGAGUCAACUAAGUCUUUAUAUGAUGCAACGUCCAGAUGUCUCACAGCUCUUCAUCUACUAAGAUUUGAAGCAGCCUGCUAUUUGAACAGGAUUGCUGAUCUCUCAAUUUGCUUUUCUUUUUGCUAAAGAAAUAUACAUGCACACAUACAUACAUAUACAUUUGCUAAAGAUUUACACACAGACACAUACAUGCAUACAUUGAGAAGAAGUUUGUAUGCACUUCUAAAAGCUAUCUAGCUAUUGGGACCCUCAGGAAAUACUUGUUCAUAAGCUGCAGAUUGCUUGCUCUCCUAAUUCUAAAUGUUUGUCUGGAAUAUACUCUUCUUUUGUUGUUUCGUUUAGUCUUCAUAUGCCAAUAUAUUAUUUGGCUGUUGGAUAAUAUGUUUUAGGGCUAUGCAUGCUUCAGUAAGGAUUUGGAAGAAGUACUUUGGAACUCACAAGAACACAGCACCUCUUUGCUAUUCAUUAAAACAGCCACUUCUUUUUUUUCAGAAUUCUAUUUAAGCCUAACCAAAAAUGCUUCUGCAGAAGGCUGAAAAAAUUGGGCUAGUAUAGUGAAUUAUCAGAGAAGUGCUGAGCUUGUUUAAGGACCAAAGCAUCUCUUAUUAUUUGAAGUGUGCACAGCAUUAAUAGCUAUAACUAAAACUAAAUUAUGUCCCACCUUGAAUUUCCUGGGCUAGAGAAAGUAGAUGGCACGGGAAGAGGGAGCAUUAAGGAGAGACUUUGCAGAAGAGAAGCAUGAUUCUCAGCUCCUGGUUGGAACUGUGAUUCUCUGACAGUUUGUUCCACCCUGAACUUCCUGCUCUCACAUUCAUGGAAAACUGAACACAACUGCAUAGUCCCCUGGAAGGAUUAAGUAUUAGGUCUUAUGUUUGUAAUAUUUGUAAGCUCUUUGUCCACUAAGGCCCUCCCAUAGCUUCACAAAGUUAAACUUGUUUCAGGAUGCUAUAUUUUCUAAGAGAAUACACUUGUACAUUGUUGCAAGUAUCCCCCAAGUCUGCAAGUCUGCGGCAUCAGGAAGCAAAUGACAGGAAAAACUUGGGGGAUACUUGCAACAGUGAUAACAGCUGGAAAAUGGUGCUGUGAAGGUUUUUCCUGUUAUUUUGCCUCUAUGAAUUGCAUAAUGCCGUGGAAAUUCAAACCAGAUUACAUAAAAUUCAGAUUAAAUCUAUGAAUGUAUUUAUAAAUUAUGGUGUCUUGGGAUAUGCUUCUGUGUUUCUGCUUUUAGGUAUUCUGAUAUCACUGAAAAUAUAAAAGAUUAAAAAAUGCAGUUUAAUUCCUUCCCCAAUCUACUAUAAAUGUGCUCAUUUGCUUAUGAAAGGGAUUUUUUUCUUCUCUGCCUUUGUUUUAUGUUGAUGCUUUCAACAUUCCAUAGCUCAGAUUAAUUUAUAGAUAGAUGCUGUUUGCUCAACUUUGGACUCUUUCAUUCUGUACUGUAUGUCAAAGUAAAAAUAGGACCAGUCUAUAGGAAACCUUGGAGAAAGCUGAUAUUGUAGCUUAGUCUUGAAUUGGGCAAGAAUAUGUCCUUCUCUCAGAGCAGAGGAAUUAAAUAUGAAUCCAGGUAUUUCCUCUUCAGGUAAUGAAAUGUGUUACAUUUUAGACUUACUCCUUUGCUCUCAACUUUCCUAAAGCCUUGGACUUUCUCUUAAAUACUUGUGGAGUCCCUCAAGUUAGUGGUCAUUUUUUAGCAAUCCUGGGUCAAUUCCCAACUGAAAAGCCCUAGACCAGCAACGUUUCCUUUGACAAGGUAUAAACAUAUUUAAUUUAUCUCUUUAUUAUGAAUUAUAUGCCUCUCAGUUCCAAAAAGGCUCUGAGAAGCUUACAAAUGAUACAAAAAUAGAAGAAUUAAAAGAAAACAUAACCAAACCCAAUCACAAUACAAUAACCACUGGCACCAAAGAAAACAAUUCUGGCAACAAUGUUCACCUAUUGCGGGAAGAGGACCUGCUGCACCAUAGGUCCCCAAAGACUUUCCAGAACAACCAGGGUUUGGCAGAUUUCCUGAACACAAACGGAGUUGGCACUGUCCUGACCAUCUAGGGUCAGGGUCACUUUGUGAUAAGCGGUGAUUGUUUUCAUACCAUUGCUGUGGACUUCCUGAAGACAUGUUUUGGACAUCGUUGGAGGGGGACACAUGACCAGUGUGGCCUGCUCAGUGGCCCACUGAUGUUCUACAACCAUGGUGCGUGGUUGUCUUCUAUAGCUGCUGCCCUUUGAAUUCUCAGGAGAUAGAGGUUGUACUCAAAUAUUUUAAUUUUUGUUACAUCGCUGUGCAUGCCUGAAGCACUUAUGCUGCAAUACAAUAGACAUCUUGCCUAGAUUUAGAAUUUCUCUUGGAAUUUUAGCUCUGAGAGAGGAUUGAACUUUUGGUCACUGCUGUCACCACCAGCACAGUUCAGAUUACAAUAUUUGGCCCAAUGGGUCUGCUAAGCAAAACCCAAUCAAGUUUACAAUGUUAAGAACUUAUUAAAAAUAAUUUCCACAUGGAGGUCACUUUGAUCUUGAAAAACAGUCUCAAGUAUUUUCUUUAUUAAAUACAAAUGUCUUGAGUGAAUUACAUAACUCUCCUUUUUUCUGUGAUAUGAAAUAAUUGAUAUGCAAGAUUUUUUUUUCAGUCUGAUUUAUUCUAAAAUGGUGAAAGACAACUGAGGCUGCUCUGGUAAGACCAGGAUAUUAAAAUCAAAAUUCUCAAUUUGGGCAAAGGUUUGGACUGUGAGUUUUAGUUACUGUUUUAUGAAGAUAUUUAAGGAUUGUGUUUCCCUUGUGGAAUAUAUUGUAAUCAAACCUUUGUAUUAGUCUGUAUGUCCAGUGAAUUUAAUGGGAUUUAGCAUUCAUACAUUUUGUCAGUUCUGAAUUGCAGUUUCUUUUAUCAGGAAGGAAUAUUUGUCUCCAGAAUAAGAGUAAAAUACAUACUGUAUAUAUAGGAGUUUUCUCUCCUUCCCCUGCCACCCCACUGAAAGUUAUCAGUACUAUUUGAAUAAAGUCCUAAAUG